AUGGCGUCACCAAAGGAAGCCUCUCACAGCAUUGAGAUUGCUGGCCGUAACAACAAGCCUUUGCGGCGAUGCACGCUGCCCCUUACCUCCGGCUGCAAUCCCUGGAACGGCGGCGAGAUCUACGGCACACCUGACAACAAUUCCCUGACCCUGCUCAAGAACUACUACACCCUGUACCCAGAAGAUGCCGACAGAGUGGUCCUCAACAUCAAGGGGGCUACGCGUCUUGGCUUGCAACCUGACGGCAGCCCCGACUAUACGCUGGGAGAAAGAGGCAGGAUUGACUUGUUUGAGUGUGCAAGAAGAGAUCCAAAGGUGCCACUGAAAGAGACCUUGGGGGCGCUGGCAGAGCUGGUGGAUGAGGGCAAGAUUGGAGGGGUGGCUCUGUGUGAAGUCAGUGCGAACACGAUUAGAGAGGCCGCCAAGAUUACGAGAAUCGUGGCUGUGGAAGUGGAGUUGUCGCUGUGGUCGACGGAGCCUCUGACCAAUGGGAUCGCAGAGGCUUGUUUUGAAUUGAAUAUUCCGAUCAUUGCGUCAGUCACUCUACCUCUUGAAGCCUUGUUAGAGCCCAUUGCUGAGAACCCCUGCAGCUAUUCACCAAUCGGUCGAGGCAUGUUCACCGGCCAGAUCAAGUCUCUCGAAGACAUCCCGCAAGGGGAUGUUCGAAAAAUAUUGCCGCGAUUCCAGCCCCAAAACUUCGGCACCAACAUGAAGCUUGUAAGGGAGCUCGAGAAGAUCGCCCAGAAUGAAAAAGUGCACUCCGGCUCAAUUGACGUUAGCUUGGGUUCGAAGCCUGUCAAACAAUGA
Messenger RNA from Letharia lupina, 807 nucleotides. RefSeq lists its product as uncharacterized. The record is from RefSeq and is a predicted model, not a curated record. The transcript has 3 exons. Bases 1 to 807 code for a protein of 268 amino acids. Gene Ontology annotation, cellular component: cytoplasm. NCBI's taxonomy places the organism in Eukaryota, Fungi, Ascomycota, Lecanoromycetes, Lecanorales, Parmeliaceae.